Messenger RNA from Rubroshorea leprosula, 1103 nucleotides. The record is from the annotation of a GenBank genome assembly. Lineage: Eukaryota; Viridiplantae; Streptophyta; Magnoliopsida; Malvales; Dipterocarpaceae.
CUCUAACCUUCAUUGUGUGCUAUGUCAAAGAACUAUGUUAUAUUUCAAGGAGAGCAGAUGGUUCCCAACAAGGCCAAGGCAAAGUUGGAGGAUAUGUCUUAUCUCAAGAAGCUAAUGUUAUGCACUUGGAAGUUGAAGAGUUCUUAUGAUCACGCAGCUUGCUUCUUAGUGGCUGCUGGAGGUGAUGCUUAAAAGUAAUUUGCUUUCUAGAGUUAAUUUUUUUGGUUGGCCAGUCAGGGAGUUUUGCAAGAAUCAGAAUCAUGUUGUUGACUCAGAAACAUUAUGGUGCAAUGAGCAUCUAGGUGUCUGCAAACUUAAUUAUCUGUUCUCAAUAUGUAUAUAGGCUGCUUCAUGGAAUAACUUUGACAUUGGUUGAAAUUUCCUCAUUUUGUUGCUCUUGUUCUGUCUAAGAAUUGCUUUAUGUUAUGACACUUUUUGAGGUUUUUUUUUUUUUUUUUGGGGGUAUAAGAUACAUUAUUUUGGUUAGAACUAUCAAUGUUGCAGUGAUGCUCAUAUAAUUACAUGCGUGAGCAGAACUCUAUAUUUAUGUUCAUGUCUUGUAUGUAUCCUGGAUGCGUAGCAGACAGCCAUCGACGUGCUUUGUGAAUCAUGUCUCUAGCCACUCCAAUGGAGAUUGUUAUUAAGAUGCAAUAUAUAUUCAAUGACAUUUUGCCAAUGACCUGAGGCAAUUUUGGAUAUGGUAAUUAGUUUCUCUUCCCCUCACAAAAAAAGAGCAGAAACUUGGUUUGCUCCUUUCAUCAUUUGCCAAUUGUUUUCUUAGCUCUUAGUCUGGCUACUGUUUGUAAACCAGCUUAAGAAAGUCAUAAAAUGUGAAUCAUUUCUCUAGCCACACCAAUAGAGAUAAUUGUUAAGAUGCAAUAUAUAUUCAAUGACAUUUGCCAAUGACCUGAGGCUUUUUGGGAUAUUGUAAUUAGUUUCUCUUCCUUUAAGAAAAAAGGGCAGAAAUUUGGCUGCCUCCUUUCAUCCUUCGCCAAUUGUUUGUCUUAGCUCUUAGUCUGGCUACUGUAUGUAAACCACCAUGAGAGACUCAUAAAAGAACAUUUCAAAAUUGAAAUAAUGUAAAAUAAACAGGGUGUAACCUG